Molecule: messenger RNA, 1011 nt
Organism: Laetiporus sulphureus 93-53
Lineage: Eukaryota; Fungi; Basidiomycota; Agaricomycetes; Polyporales; Laetiporaceae
Exons: 8
Coding region: 1-1011 (336 amino acids)
Source: RefSeq, a predicted model, not a curated record
AUGCUGCAGGAGCCCCUCGUCUCGGUCAACCUCGCCACGGUGUCUAUGGAGGCCUUCUUCUAUGGCAUCUUCUUCGUCCUGUCGGUGUCCUCCAUAUACCUGCUCGUCCACCGACAACGACAGCUGCAGGGCCGCAAUGCCACGUCCGGAUUGAUCUUCCGCGCGCUCUGCCGAACACCCAUGUUCAUAGGCGCAGUGAUUCUGAGCGUCACGAUCACAGCUCAUUGGGCCCUUACGGUAACACGCUCCUUCAAAGCGUUCAUCUAUUAUGAGGGUGGCACGGAGCCUCUGGACUUCUACGGCAACCUUAAGCAGUUGACCGAAGUCAUCAAGACUGGGUUCCUUAUGGCCACUCUGGUGGUUGGUGAUUCGAUGGUUAUUUAUCGUACCUGGAUUAUCUGGAACCGUCGCUUAAUAGUGACAAUUUUUCCGCUGUGCACACUUGCUGGCUUGACAGCGUGUGGGGUCGGCAUCACAUAUCAGUUCACGCAAUACUAUCCUGGAGAGAAUGUCUUCGUUUCUGCGGCCGGCCGCUGGAUCACAAGUGAUUGUGUGUUCACGCUAUGCACGAACGUUUACUGCACAUUCAUGAUCGCAUUCCGCGUCUGGAGAUCGCACAUAUCAGUCAAGAGCUACUCCGGAUCUAACCUCAUGGGCGUACUGGCAACUUUCAUCGAAAGUGCCGCUCUAUACACCUCCUGGACGCUGUUCUUCUUCAUCUCCUAUCAAAGCGGCUCGAACCUCCAAUUCACAGCCGUCGACACCUGGCCAUCCAUGAGCGGAAUCGCGUUCAUGCUCAUCAACGUGCGCGUCGGGCUUGGCUGGGCACAGACCUCCGAGAAGACGACCACCCGGCACACGGUAUCCGCUGUGAGCGGCCACCGCAGUGGGGAGACCAGCUCGUUCGCGAUGCGUCCGCUCGCGGUCAACAUCACGACCGUCAUCGACCAGGAGGAAGACUAUGAGCUGCCCGCGAAGAAGGUGGAUCCGAAUGGCGACAGGGUGUGCUAG